Molecule: messenger RNA, 1416 nt
Organism: Endocarpon pusillum Z07020
Lineage: Eukaryota; Fungi; Ascomycota; Eurotiomycetes; Verrucariales; Verrucariaceae
Exons: 2
Coding region: 1-1416 (471 amino acids)
Biological process (GO): transsulfuration; 'de novo' L-methionine biosynthetic process
Cellular component (GO): cytoplasm
Molecular function (GO): pyridoxal phosphate binding
Source: RefSeq, a predicted model, not a curated record
AUGUCAGAUUCAGGAUCUGCUUCUGCAGCCGCGGGAGCUUCUAGCUCAAACAGUGCUUCGAGCAAGACGAGCGCCAUGGCAAAGGCCUUUCAACACCUCGACCUUGAUGGCCACGACCUGCCACCCUCGCCGGCACCCUCCAGUCCUCGAAGUGGACGCCGCUAUGCGCUUGCGACAGAGCUUGUUUUCACGGAAGGUAGCGACCAAUACAACGCCAGUAGCGUCCCCAUCUACCAAUCCGCAACCUUCAAGCAGACCUCUGCCACAGGCGGCGUCUCCAAUGAGUACGAUUACACCCGCUCCGGCAACCCUACUCGGACACAUCUAGAGCGGCACUUGGCAAAAAUAAUGCGGGCUCAGCGGGCACUGGUGGUAUCAUCUGGCAUGGGCGCGUUGGACGUGAUAACUCGCCUUCUCCGGCCAGGAAAUGAAGUCGUAACAGGCGACGACCUAUAUGGGGGCACCAAUCGACUACUCAAAUACCUAUCCACACACGGCGGCAUCAUAGUCCACCACGUCGACACCACCGACCCCUCAAAGGUCAAAGAAGUCCUGACCCCCAAAACAGCCAUGGUCCUCCUCGAAACCCCAACCAACCCGCUCAUUAAAAUCGUCGACAUACCCACCAUCGCCAGCCUCGCCCACAACGCCAACCCGACCUGCCUCGUCUCCGUCGACAAUACCAUGCUCUCGCCCUUGCUCCAAAACCCGCUCGACCUCGGCGCCGACAUCGUCUACGAAUCCGGCACCAAAUACCUUUCAGGGCACCACGACCUCAUGGCCGGCGUCCUCGCCAUCAACGACCCCAAGAUCGGCGAAAAGUUGUUCUUCACCAUCAACGCCUCCGGCUGCGGCUUAUCACCCUUCGACUCCUGGCUCCUGAUGCGCGGCGUCAAGACGUUAAAAGUGCGAAUGGACACCCAACAAGCGAACGCCAUGCUCAUCGCCCGCUUUCUCGAGAGCACGGGCUUCAAAGUCCGCUAUCCGGGCCUGAAAUCCCACCCGCAAUACGAGCUCCAUAACUCCAUGGCGCGGGGUGCCGGCGCGGUGCUCAGCUUCGAGACCGGCGACGUCGCGCUCUCGGAGCGCAUUGUCGAGUCGGCGAAACUGUGGGCCAUCAGUGUGAGUUUCGGCUGCGUGAAUAGCCUGAUCAGCAUGCCGUGUCGCAUGAGCCAUGCGAGUAUUGACGAAAAGACGCGGCGCGAGCGGGGCGUGCCAGAGGAUCUGAUUAGACUUUGUGUCGGGAUUGAGGAUGGCGAUGAUCUGUUGGAUGAUCUGAGGAGAGCUCUCGUCCAGGCAGGCGCCAUGAACGUGUCGCUCGACGGCAUCCACGCCGCGAAUCCAACACUGGAUAUCCAGCAUCCUCCCGAGGGAGAACAUCUGGCCGCCAAAGCGGCAGCGAUAAAUGAGCCCUGA